UCAUGCUGCUGCCAGGUCCAGAGUCUCUCAUGGGUCCCUGUACGGCCUCCCAUUGCUGCUGUCCUCCAUCGCCACACUCUGCCAUGUGCCACUUUCAGGUCUCCUCACACUGCUGUGUGUUUCAUUUUUUGUCAUAGGGUGCUGGCAGAUUACGGGCCUCCCAUUGCUGCUGCCAGGCCCCUAAUCUGCCAUGGGCCCCUGUACCGCCUCCUCAUGCUGCUGCCAGGUCCACAGUGUCUCAUGGGUCCCUGUACGGCCCUCCCAUUGCUGCUGUCUCCAUCGCCACACUCUGCCAUGUGCCACUUUCAGGUCUCCUCACACUGCUGGUGUGUUACAUAUUUUGUC
Messenger RNA from Staurois parvus, 345 nucleotides. Lineage: Eukaryota; Metazoa; Chordata; Amphibia; Anura; Ranidae. The record is from the annotation of a GenBank genome assembly.